Hypoxylon fragiforme is the source of this 2888-nucleotide messenger RNA. RefSeq lists its product as uncharacterized. Lineage: Eukaryota; Fungi; Ascomycota; Sordariomycetes; Xylariales; Hypoxylaceae. The coding region runs from base 199 to 2790 and encodes 863 amino acids. The transcript is spliced from 2 exons. Gene Ontology annotation, molecular function: DNA-binding transcription factor activity. The record is from RefSeq and is a predicted model, not a curated record.
GCCAGUCCUCCACACCCGCCGCCAUUCCCCCAUGAGCCCGUAGGUAUAUUCAAUUGAUGUGAGCAUUGAGUCACCAACUCACAUCAAUAGGCUCAGCCCACACAGCAUUACCAAGUUCAAGAUGUGCUUCCCCCGCCUCCGCCGCCCCCAGAGAGGCAUGAGUUCGAGACCUUUGCCAGACAUCUACAGGAUGCUGCCAUGUUGAUAUACCGACAAACCCAAAAGUCGCCCUAUACCAAGACCUCCGUUCUUAUUAUACGUUGGGAAGAAGAUGACGCCAUUGAACAUGACCUCGUCGCUCUCGACCAUGUCCUCCGCGAACGAUAUAAUUACCGCACCGAACGCUUCAGCAUACCGACUGUUCCCAACGCCAGCGUUAAGCUUGGAGUUCAAAUGGCUUCAUUUCUCGAGCGCGCUUCACCAGACCACCUUCUCAUAAUAUACUAUGCCGGGCAUGGAUAUGUCGGUGCGAAUAAUCAACUAUAUUGGGCAAGCAACACCAGGGAAGACGCCGCGCGAUUAAAAUGGAGUGGGAUUCGCUGUCUUUUCGAAGAAGCACAAUCAGAUAUGCUUCUAUUACUUGAUACUUGUAUUACCAAGGAGCUGCCUAUUCUUCACAGCAAGAACGUCAAGCAAGUUAUUGCUGCUAACUCCCCUGAAUAUAAUACCCGAGACCACGGCUUACGAUCGUUCACAUCUCAUGUCAUAGAGGCACUAGCCAAAUUAAGUAGCGGAAGGGUUUUCACAGCGGACAGUUUAUAUCACGAAAUCGCCAUUCAGAGACAUCACGAGUUGAUACAGGCAUCAGGUUUGACCAAUGGGGCUAGCAAGAACGUACCCUUCACCGAGAAGUUACCGGUAAUAUACACCCUAAGUCCCGGAAAGGGCGAAGGUCUCUGUCUAUUUCCCCUAGCCCCGACUACCGAGGCAGGCUUACCGUCUCCGCAAAUAGGUGCCGAUGGGGAUGCCCAAGUAUUAAGGGCAUCUCAGGAAGAUCCUAUCAUCCACCCAGGGGAGGUCGCGGAGUUAACUUUUGACGAACCACGAGUCCUGGUUUGCACGACUUUUGUUGGCGAAGCCAGUCCAGAUCUAUCAUCAUUUAAUCAUUGGAUCCAUAAUGCGCCGGCCAUUGCGUCAAAAGUUGCUGUGGAAGGCAUGUUCAUUGGGCCGCCUACUAUGCUUCUCAUAUCAAUGCCCCUCCCCGUCUGGAACGUGGUGCAGCAUGACAAGGUUUGCUGCUUUUUAGGAUACGUGAAUUCUCAUAAUAUGACACAUCUAUACAACCGCUUAGUUAGGACCGUUUCCGGAAACAAGGCUUCGGCAAAGGAUGUGGAAGAUGGCCGGAUGUUACUUGAGGCACGAGAAAUAGCAGUAAGUAGUACGCCGAUCACCCGACGACGUGAGCUCCCCACCCACGCCCAAUUACGUCCCGAGACACCAGUCCGUACGGAGGGCGUGGGGAGACUAGACCCAAUGCAUUUACCACAAUCUUCCAAUGCUUCUACUUUACCAUAUGCCAAUUCGACACCGGGUGUUGUGGUGUCCGCCAAGCAUGAAGUGGAGGAUUCCGCUGAGAUGCAGGAAGCCGCCGAGCAGCUCAAGGCCCUAAGCCAUGUUCGACCCGUAAGCAGCGGAAACGUUUCUGGUGCGCAUCCACAGUCAACACCUGUGGAUGGCGUGGCAGCUGCCAGACAUGACGGGAGUACUCCUCACGGGGCAAAUGAAUCUGGGGCAGAAUAUAGUCUCGAAAUUGUUACACCAUCGUCACGCCCCAAGCCACGACGCUCACUUCAUAAGCAAACCCCGAAGCAGGAAACUCGCUGUAACCUUUGCAGUCAUGCCCCCUUUAAAGAUUCUUCAUCAUUACGCAAACAUAUCGCCGCCGCCCAUACCCGUCCGUUCCCUUGUGCCUUUGCAUUUGCUGGGUGCACGAGUACCUUUGGAUCCAAAAACGAGUGGAAAAGGCAUAUUGCCUCUCAACAUUUGUGUCUCCAGUAUUAUCGAUGUACAACUUGCCGUCGGUCAAAGGGGAGCGAAUUCAACCGCAAGGAUCUCUUCACUCAGCAUCUUCGGCGUAUGCAUGCGCCCUUUGCAAUCAAGAAGGCUCUUGCCAAAGGUGAUAGUAAGUUACAGGUCGAUUGGGAAAAUCACGUGAGGGAAAUGCAACAGUCUUGCCUGGUGACGAGGAGGCAACCUCCACAGAGGUCAUCUUGCCCUAAGCCAGACUGUGCGACCAUCUUCGAAGGACCUACCUCGUGGGAUGAAUGGACAGAGCAUGUCGGUAGACAUAUGGAGAAGGGAGAAGCGGGGCGUCUUGGGGUUGAUCGUCUACUUGCAAAAUGGGCACUAGAGGAAGGCAUCAUCGAACGCAGAGAGGAUGGCGAAUAUCGACUCUGCAACGGAGUCGGUGGUGAUCCUGAGCGGGAGUCUGCGGGCAACAAUACCGAAUACCAUUCGGAUGGAAAUAAGCGAGAGCAAGAACAAGAACAAGAACGCGAGCUGGAACUAGAACGGGAGCGUGAACGGGAGCAAGAGCGGGAGCAAGAGCGGGAACGGGAGCGGGAGCGGGAACGGGAGCGGGAACGGGAGCAGGAACAAGAACGGGAGCAAAAACGCGAAAGAGAACGAGAGUUGGCACGGGAACAACAGCGCGAGAGAGAUAGGGAGAAGGAAAGGGAGAAAGAAAUGGUCCGAGACCGAGAUGAAGACUGCGACCGUGACCGCGACCAGGAAGACCGCACUAUAGUGGCAGCAAGUACGAUGGUGGAUAAAAUGGACGUGGACGAAUGACACGAAACUGUCGAUCCAUACGAAAGACACCGUUUAUAGCAGAGUGCCCAAAAGCAUGGAGAAAGGGAGUUAUAAUACAACCUCUGAAAGAGAGUAAG